AGUUUUGUAAUUUUAGCUUUUCUAAGAGAGUGUGGCCACUCUGGAGACAGGUCUUCUUCUUCUAUCAUUCUUCUUCUGGGUUUAUUCCCUUAACACUUUCUCUCCAUCUCUCUCUUGAUCUGAAUCAUAAACUCGAUUUUUGCAAAAAUUCAACAUUGUUUUUUGUAAUCGAUCAACUUCAUCUUCCUCAAAUCAAGCGUGACGGUGGUGGUCGGUGACGGUAGCUAUGUCUUCGAAGACUAAAACUAGUUUGUCGGAAACUCCUCCGGGGAAAUCAUCUCCCGCAACUCCAAAAGUGGCAAGAUUGAGUAGGGCAGUGAAUAAAUCUGAGACCACUUCUCCAAGUACACGCCUUUCACUUGAUCGCUCUUCACCAAGUUCAAAGUCUUCUUCUGUUGAGAGACGCUCACCAAAGGUCCCAACUCCACCUGAGAAAACUCAAGCGCGUGCAGCAGCGAAAGGAUCAUCAGCAGAGCCAACGCAGACUCGGUUGACUCUGACUCAAAUCAAGGAAGAUCUAAAGAAAGCAAACGAGAAGAUAUCUUCAUUAGAGAAGGAGAAAGCUAAAGCACUUGAUGAACUCAAAGAAGCCAAGAAAGAAGCUGAAGAAGCUUCUCUGAAGCUGGACGACGCUUUAAAAGCUCAGAAUAACAUCGAGGUUGAGAAGUUCCAAGCUGUUGAGGAAGGGAUCGAGGCCGUUCAGAAGAAAGAAGAAGAGUUAAAGAAAGAACUCGAAAACGUCAAGAGCCAACACGCUUCAGUUACGCAGGAGCUUCAAAAGGUUAAUGAAGAGUUGGCUAAGGCCAAUGAGGUUAAGAGCAAGGCCUUGAUCCAAGCGGAUGAUUCUAGUAAGACAUAUCAGCUUCAUGCGGAGAAAGUUGAGAUCUUAUCUUCUGAGUUGACACGUUUGAAAGCUCUGCUUGAUUCAUCCGAAAGUGAAAUGGUUGGUAAGCUAGAAGAGGAGAUUGAUGUUUUGAAAAGAGAUCUUGAGAGAGCGAGAAGCUUUGAGUCUGAGGUGAAAGAACAAGAGAUGAUCAUCAAGAAGCUUAAUGCUGAUCUCGAAGCUGCAAACAGCUCAUCUGAGGAGUGGAAGAGCAAAGCCAAAGAAGUGGAGUCACAGCUACAAGAAGCUAAGAAUCUAGAGAGAUGUGCAUCUUUAUCUUUGGAGUCUGUGAUGAAACAACUCGAAGGAAGCAAUGAUAAGCUGCACGAAACAGAAUCCGAACUCAUUAACCUCAAGGAGAAGAUCAUGACAUUGGAGACAACAGUCGCUAGACAAAAGGAGGAUCUUAAGGAAUCAGAAGAACAACUGUCAAAGACCGAAAAAGAAGUAGAGAGCUUAAAGAACGAGCUUGAAACUGUCGUUGAGGAGAAGAAUCGUGCGUUAGAUAAGGAGCAAGACGCUUCUUCAAACGUUCAGAGGCUGUUAGAACAGAAGAAGAAGCUUUUAGCGGAUUUUGAAACCUCAAAGGAGGAAGAGGAGAAGAGCAAGAAAGCGAUGGAGACUCUAGCUUCGGCGUUACACGAAGUUUCAAGCGAAGGAAGAGAAUUGAAAGAGAAGCUGUUAAGCCAAGGCGGCGGAGACCAAGAGUACGAAGCGCAGAUAGAGGACCUGAAGCUGGUCAUCAAAGCGACUAGCGAGAAGUACGAGACCAUGCUUGAUGAAUCAAGACACGAGAUCGAUGUUCUUGUUAGCGCGGUGGAGCAGACCAAGAAGCAUUUCGAGAGCUCGAAGAAGGAGUGGGAGAUGAAGGAAGCUAACUUGUUGGAUUACGUGAGGAAGAUGGAGGAGGAAGUCGCUUCGAUGAGUAGGUUGGAUGGUUUGCUGAAGAGGACGGAGGAAGAAGCUGAUGCUGCUUGGAAGAAGGAAGCGGAGACGAAGGAGAGUUUGAAGGAGGUGGAGGAUGAGGUUGUUUAUCUCCAGGAGUGUCUCGGGGAAGCGAGAGAUGAAAGCGUGAAGCUUAAGGAGAGUCUGUUGGAGAAAGAGAGUGAGUUUGAAAGCGUGGUUCAUGAGAACGAGGAGCUGAGGGUAAAGGAAGGUGUUGCUUUGAGGAAGAUUGAGGAGUUAUCAAAGUUACUAGAGGAAGCAAGAUUGAGCAAGGAGGAGGUGGAGGUCAGUGAAAGUGAGAAAGAGUAUGAUUUGUUACCGAAAGUGGUUGAGUUUUCUUCAGAGAAUGGUCAUAAAAGUGUAGAAGAGAGAUCUCCUGAAGUCAUAUCUACUGAUGAAGAAGCUCCACAAGAACAUAUCAGCAAUGGCAAUGGUAAUGGUAAUGGUAUGGAGGAGAAAGAUAUGAAUGGAAAGCCCGAGGAGGCGAAAACAGAGAUGAAGGAGAAGAAAGAAGAGUCUCCAGAUGAUGAUGAUGACAAAGAUAACUCAGUUGAAGUUAUCUUCAAAAUGUGGGAAAGUUGCCAGGUAGAGAAGAAAGAAGCUGUUACGGACAAGAAAACAGAACUAGAGUCUCCGGAGGAAGAAGAAGAUUCAAGAAAGAUCGAUGAAAGCGAUAAGGCCUCGACAGAGAACGUGGAAGAUGAGGUUGUGAUGGAGAAGAAGAUCAAGAAGAAGAAGACUCUACUUGGUAAAGUCUUCUCAAGAAGAAAGCAGCAGCAGUAAACCCGAAAUAUUAAACUCUUGGAGGUAAGGAAAAGCAUUAAAAAAGCUUAUUAUAUGUAGAAAGGAACAUACAUAUUGAUUUUCAUUUUGAUUCUCAUCAGUGUUUUUUAUAUAUAUCUUUGUUGGUUAUUGAUUCUUUGCUUCUUUUCGAUUGUAACAACGAUGUUUCUCGACCUUUGUUAUUAAUGUAAAGGCUUGUCUUUUGGUUUAAUUAACUUCAGUUUAUUUGA
Molecule: messenger RNA, 2841 nt
Organism: Brassica oleracea var. oleracea
Lineage: Eukaryota; Viridiplantae; Streptophyta; Magnoliopsida; Brassicales; Brassicaceae
Product: WEB family protein At5g16730, chloroplastic-like
Exons: 3
Coding region: 227-2611 (794 amino acids)
Biological process (GO): reciprocal meiotic recombination
Source: RefSeq, a predicted model, not a curated record